AAAUCACAGCACCCGAACUAGUAUGGGACGGACCGGAUGGGAUACAGGGAUACGUUCCGCUCCUACAAGAAACUACUGACGAUGUUCGACCGCCAAUCGGUGAACUGGAUGGCGCGCGAGGGAGAAGGGAGCUAAGGUUCGUAGCGCUUCGUUCAAAUGGCCGACCCUCAAGCUCUGGUCCACCGAGUUGAGGAAGUAGAUCUCCGACAAGAGGCGGAGGAGGAAGGACUCGGCCCAGUCCAGAGUCACCGGGGCUAAAUACUCGUACCGGGCUUCUCGCCUCGCCUCGCCUAGUUGCAGCCCGAACCCUGCAGCAAGAUCGCCGAUCCCGCCAUUGACUGCAUCUUCCGCCCCCUCCGGCGCCGCGACACCCAGCGCCCUGCUUCGCCUGGCUCUGUCCAAAUCUACUCCGAUGCUGCAUCACAGAAGCUACCUAGAGUGGUCGGAGAUCAGCAGGAACAGCAAACCGUGACCCUAUCCUUAGGUUUGUUUUUCUUUAUACUUGGAAAGUCUUGAUUUUUUGCUUCGCUCUAGUCGGUGCGUAGUCGAUUGAAUUAUUUGGGUACUCCGCAUCUUUUUUGUGCAACGUCGACCUCGUAAGUUGGAUAAGUUGUUAUUUAUGUUCUUGGCAUGUUUCUAGUUGGAGUAGAAAGAAGGAUUCAGACGAAGAUAUCUUCCGAAUCAUAGUCAAUAAUAUUCACAAUGAGUAUUGUGUUUUCUUUCUAAGUGAAUUUUUUGGUGGAUGCUUGUGAUUUUGUAAUUUGGAGAUUGGGUAGAUUGUGUGGGAAGAAGACUUUAAGGAUUAAAUUAAAUUUUUAAAGUUGCUUAGGUUUCCUAAAAUAUGCAGUGAGUUUUUAAAGUAUAUUUUUAGAAUCUACCUUAGUAGCAUGUGUUCAAUUUUUUACCUAGGAGACAAAUGUCUUCAGAUCAUCACUCUCGCUACUAAGUUCUUCAUUCUUAGUCACUUUGUUUUCAAUAGCUAUGAUUAUUUGAGUCGGAUACUGCUAAUGCUCUUACUACGGGAAAUAUCACUAUGAACACAAGUAGGAGCUUGAUCAAAAUAUCAAGCUACUAUGUCUGGUUCCAUGAGGAUUUGGAACUCCAUGGGCGAAUGAAAGCUCUUGGUAAUCUCAUCGAACAAUAUGCACCUAAUUUCAUAUGUUUCCAGGUCUGAGCAUCUCCUCUAUCCUUGACAGUUCUUGAUUUUAUGGGAAAUUUUGGAUUCUGAAUAUCAAUAUUAUAGGAGGUCACACCAAAUAAUUUUGUGAUUUUCCAAAAAACAAACUGGUUGAAGCACUACAACUGUUCGCUGCCACAACAAAUGGCUGCUUAGCAGCCAUAUUGCUGCAUGCAGGUUUGAGCCAUUGGAUUUCACAAUUUAUACCAUUCUUUCAAUGUUGCAUAAGAUCUUAUAAUGUAUGAUUUGAUUCAGCUAAUUAUUUACCGUGAGAUUGCCGUAGUCUAAUAUUAUGAUCAAAUUUUUCCAUAUAUUAGUGCUAUUGGUAGGUACUUGUUCAAAGAUGUCACUUUAUGCUCAUUUCUGAAAGCUGGUUGUGCAGUUUCUUUGUAUCGCAUGAUUUGCAAUUCUCUCUAGAUUACAAAUUUGAUGCUAAAAUUUAACUACGAUGGCUCCCUUCAUGCUCACUAAAGUUUCAAACAAUUAAGUUUUCUUGUAUGACUAGAUCUUUUCAGUAGGUAGCAUUGAGUGUCAGCACCAAAAGCUGGCAUGGAAUUGAGUGUAUGACUAGAUCUUGUCAUGCUCACUAGCCAAUCUUCCACCCCUCAGGCGCUGCGGCACCAAGCUCCCCUCCCUGCUUGUCUCUGCCAUAGGUUUACAUUUUUCAGGACCUCCUAGGACGGGUAAAACACUUUUUGUAAAGAACCCUCUCAAAGGAGAGUGCAAUGCCUUUUUGUAUUUGCCUCUGGUGUCGAAUUCACUGAUACCCGUUUGCAAGCAACUCAAUCCGCAGGCGCAAGAGAGCUGCUUAGUGAUCCUCACUGUUGCAACAUUAGGAUUAAAAGAUGUUGUUAUGUUUUUGGUUUCAAACUAUGAACAAACCAAGAGGAGGAGGUUGCCAAGGUGCUCAAGCUGGAUGCAUUUUGACUAAGAAUUGUGAAGUAAAUAAUAUAUACAACACUUUUAGAGGCGUUCAAAGACUACUUUCUGUCUGAUGGGAUCAAAUUGAUGCACCGAGAAAAUAUCCAGUAAGCCAGCCAGCGAUUAGAGGUAAUAAUAAGAUGGCCGACGAUUCGCCGAUCGAGCAAGUGCGACUGACAGUUCCUCCGAUGGAUGAUCCGACACUGCAAGUGCUAACUUUUCGCACAUGGCUUGUCGGCAUGCCACUCUGCAUCCUGCAGACGGUGUUGCUCCGAAUUGGCCUUUUCCGGCGGCAGAUGAUUAGCAUAUCAUCCGUUUGUAUCGACAUCAUCCUGCUCAUAGUGGGGAAUCUGUUAGCCAAGGUUCUGCCGGAGAAAUCAGUGAGAAUCCCGGGCACAAGGUGGAGCUUUUCGCUGAAUCCUUGCCCCUUCAAUAUCAAAGAACAUGUCACCACCUCCAUCCUUGUCAACUCAAUUUCGAGUCCCGGCUUUUUAAACAUCAGUAUAGCCAAGAUCUUCUACCAUAGAGAAAUUCAAUUUUGGCCAGCCUUAUUCUUGGUCAUAUCGACUCAGUUCUUGGGGUUUGGAUUUGCCGGUAUGUUCUUAAAAUUUUUAGUGGAUUCACCGUACAUGUGGUGGCCCGGUGUUAUUCCCAGCAUCUCAUUUUACAAAGCAUUACACGAGAAGGAUAAGAGGCCAAAGGGAGAAUUAUCAGUUUUUCAGUUCUUUUUUUUAGUCUCCGUUGCAGCUUUUGCUUACACCAUCAUUCCUUCUUACUUCUUCCCUUCCAUAACGGGCCUCUCCGUUGUGUGCUGGAUAUGGAAGGACUCGAUCACUGCACAGCAAAUUGGCUCUGGGUUUAAUGGGCUCGCCAUCGGAUCACUUUCAUUCGAUUGGUUGACGAUCACGAGCUUCUUAGGGGAUCCUUUGCUUUUUCCUGCAUUUGUGAUACUCAAUAUGUUGGCCGGGUUUAUUAUACUCGCUUACAUCAUUUUACCCUGGUCUUAUUGGAGCAAUGCAUACGAGGCCAGAAAAUUUCCACUCUUCUCGACCAAUAUCUAUGAUUCUACUGGCCACAACUACAACGUCUCUAGAAUUGUAGAUCCAAAUACUCUCUUAUUUGACAGCGAAGCCUACAGUAAUUAUUCAAAAGUGUACUACAGCACAUCGUUGAUUUAUACUAUAGGGUUUAGUCUUGCUCUAUACACGUCAACUAUUUCUCAUAUCGCUCUCUUCUAUGGGAGAUCAGUGUGGCAUCAAUUUAAGAAGGCGUAUAAAGAUGACGAGCAAGAUGUGCAUGCAAGGCUAAUGAAGCAAAACUAUGAAUCUGUUCCUCAGUGGUGGUUUUCCUCCAUAUCGCUUCUGAUGAUCGGAAUGGCAAUUUUGGUGUGUGAAGGAUUUGGAGGUCAAAUUCAACUUCGUUAUUGGGAAGUUCUGUUGGCAUGCGCUUUGGUGCUUCUUUUCCUUCCAUUGGAAUGUGCACUCGAAGCAAUUACUGGUUCGGGAUUUACAUUAGAUUUGUUAUUGGAAGUUAUCAUUGGAUACUUGAAUCCAGGCAAACCUUUAGGCAAUAUGGCUUUCAAAUUAUACGGUUCUGAGGCCCAUCAAAUGGCCGCAGCUGUCAUAGGUAACUUCAAAUUGUCACACUACAUGAAGCUUCCUCCCAAAAUUAUAUUUUUUAUCAUGUUUAUAAGCGCAAUUUGUUCCUGCUUUGUUGAUUUCGGAGUAGCAUGGUGGAUGUUGCACUCGAUAAAGAAUAUUUGUCAACCAGACUUGCUUCCGGAGGGAAGUCCUUGGACAUGUCCUAGUGAGAGAGCAACCUACAUCAGUGGGGUAACAUGGGGGCUUGUCGGACCAAGUAAGAUAUUUUAUCCUCAUGGCAUGUACUCGGCAAUCUUCAUCUUUGCUCUUAUUGGACUCGUGGCACCUAUUCCCUUGUGGUUAUUAUCACACAAAAACCCUGAAAAGAAAUGGAUUACACUCGUCAAUUUUCCAAUUAUAUUUAGUUCCGCUACGGCUUUUCCCUUGGGCGGGCUUGUGGGUUAUUGGGGUUGGUUUGCUAUUGGGUUAUUCUUCAAUUACUUUAUCUUUCAAAAACAUAAAAAAUGGUGGGCGAGAUAUAAUUAUGUUUUAUCAGCUGGACUUGGUGUUGGUUCUACAUUUUGUGUUGUUCUACUCAGUGUCUCUCUUCAAUUUCAAGACGUAUAUGGAGUGAAUUGGUGGGGGCUGGACAAUGAUCAUUGUCCGUUGGCAAAAUGUCCCACAGCGUCGGGCGUUGUUAUUGAAGGAUGCCCUGUAAUCAAGUGAUUGUAUUUAUCAUUAAAUUCAAAUAAUUUAAUGUACUCCUGAUGGAUGGAAGAGAAAAAGUAGUGUUAAUUCUAAUUCUGCGUGUUCUAUUUGAUAA
Molecule: messenger RNA, 4501 nt
Organism: Zingiber officinale
Lineage: Eukaryota; Viridiplantae; Streptophyta; Magnoliopsida; Zingiberales; Zingiberaceae
Product: oligopeptide transporter 1-like
Exons: 11
Coding region: 2239-4404 (721 amino acids)
Biological process (GO): transmembrane transport
Molecular function (GO): oligopeptide transmembrane transporter activity
Source: RefSeq, a predicted model, not a curated record